Messenger RNA from Plasmodium malariae, 9687 nucleotides. Its product is annotated as ubiquitin carboxyl-terminal hydrolase, putative. Bases 1 to 9687 code for a protein of 3228 amino acids. NCBI's taxonomy places the organism in Eukaryota, Apicomplexa, Aconoidasida, Haemosporida, Plasmodiidae. The record is from RefSeq and is a predicted model, not a curated record. Gene Ontology annotation, molecular function: protein binding; cysteine-type deubiquitinase activity; cysteine-type endopeptidase activity. Gene Ontology annotation, cellular component: cytosol; nucleus. Gene Ontology annotation, biological process: protein deubiquitination. The transcript has 6 exons.
AUGUUUAAUAACAAUGACGAUGAGGAGGAAAAUUAUACGAGAGUUAGAAGAAGCAACUCAUCAGAUAGCUGCAACGGAAACACGAAUAACGACCCAUUGAACAAUUACAAUAAUUAUAGUAACUAUAAUAACUAUAACAACUACAAUAACUUUAACCGGUUUCACGAGCAGAGUAUGAACUCAUGCAAAAUUGAUGAAAUAUAUGUAGAUGAUAGUUAUGAUGAGAAUAAUAGUAAUAAUAAUGGUUAUAAUCCAAGGGAGAGAGUAGAAAAUAAAUUUGAACUUAGCAAAAAUGUAAAUUUUGAUGGUCCAUAUUGUCAUAAAAAUUUAAGAGCAGUUACAGAAAAUGAAAUAGAAUUAGUAGUAGAUAAUUUUUUUGAUAAAAUUAGAAGCAACGAAGAAGUAUAUUCAGAAUGGAAAGUUUGCCCAAAUUUUAUUUUUCGUAUAUUAUUUAUUGCAAAGUCAAGAUCAAAUAAUUAUGUAUAUCCAGUUGCUUCGUCAUUUAUUGAAGCAUUACAAAAAGAAGACUGGGUAUCUGAUUGGGGUUUUAGUAAUGUACAAUACUACAUUAUAUUAAUUAAUUUAGCGGAUUAUAGAAAAUCUUUUUAUAAAAUAGACAAUUUUAAUUUUUCUCAUUUAAAUACGGAUAGGGGUUGGCAUAAUUUUGUACCCUUUGAAAAGUUAAGAGAACCAGGUUUUAUAAAUGAACAUGGUCAAGUUAUUUUAAGAGCCGGGGUAUACCCAUUUGGUUCAGAAUCAUAUAAAAAUAGUAGAGAUAUAAAUUACAAUAGUAAACUCAGGACUGGUUUUGUUGGAUUAAAAAAUCAUGGAGCUACGUGUUACAUGAAUGCUUUGUUACAGCUUUUAUAUCAUAUAAAUAUAUUUCGAAAAGCUGUGUGUAUGAUGAUCUUUAAUAUUGAGAAUAUUAUAGGCAAGAAGACGUUAGAGUUUUUUAAAAAUAAAAAAAAUAAUAAAAAUAAUUAUAGUAAUAAUAAUAGUAAUAAUAAUAAUAAUAAGUUAGCUCUGAAAAGAGAAAAUAGCAAAAAUACAAGGAAAAAAAGUAGGAAUAGGAAAAAGAAAAAAAAAUUAAAGGAUGUCAAAAAUUCAGAUUCGAAUGAAUCAAGAAGAGACGCCUCUUUCAAAAUAGUUCCUUACAAUCCCAAUGAUGCUAAUAUGCACAACAAGGAUUGUUCAAAUGUUCGAAUGAAAAACGAUUCCGGCAUAGAAUUUAAAACUGAAAUGGACGAGCAUUCGCCCAACCAGCGAAACGACAGUGGCACCAACAAUGGUAGCAGUAACGGUAAUCAUAAUGGUAAAAAUAGUAAUAACGUGAACAGUAAUGUGAAUAGCAAUGUGAACAAUGUAAACACCAUUUUAGCUCAGUCAAGUGGAGACGAUCCGUCACUUAACAAUUUAGCAAAUACUCAAAUGAUCAAAAUGGAAAACAUAAAAACCAUCAAGAUGCCGAAUAUAUAUGGAGCAAGUUAUAUAUUAAAUUCUCAAGGGGGUAAUGAUGAACAAGGGGUAUGCUGUCAGAGUAUCUUAACAAAUAUUGAAAAAACUGACAGUAACAAUAUAUCAAAUGUUAGAAAGAAUGGAAGUAAUCAUUUUUCAAGUAAUGGGAAUAUUGGUAAUCAGGAAUAUGAAAUAAAAAAUAAUAAAAAACAUGCUUAUGCCCAUCUGUCCUCUUCAGAUCCUUCAGUCGAUACAGGGGGAAUGCAGAACAAUGUUCUUAGUGGAAAUAAUAAAGAAUCACACUUUGGAAAUUCGAUGCAAACAAAUAAAGAGUUUAAUAAUAACGAAAUAAAGAAAAAUGAUAAAAAAAUGAUUCAUGAAGCGAAGAAGAAUUUAAAAAAAAAAAAAAAAAUUUUCAAAUAUGCAAAUGAUGGAAAAUAUAAUGAUAUGGAAAAUGAAGAGAUUGCUAUUUCACAGGUAUCCUCCUCGGACAAUUUGUCCAAUAUGUCGAAUUUGUCGAAAAGGAAAAAGUUUUCAUCAAAUAAUAAUUCGAGUGUUGUUAGAAGUACGAAUGCUAGAAAUAAAAUUUCAACAUCUGUGAAGAUUUCAAAAUCGAAGAGAGAAAACGACGAUGACGAAGACGAGGAGGAAGAAAAAGAAGAGGAAGGAGAUGAUGACGAUGAUGAUGAUGGCGAGGAGGAACAGGAGGAUGGGGUUGAGGAGGAAGAAGAUGGAGGUGAAAGAAACGGAAGUGACGAGGACGCAGAUGAAGAGGAUGCAGAUGAAGAAGACGUACAUGGAGAAUCGGUUAUAAAUAAUAGCUAUGACGAUACCUAUUCAGACAGUGAAUUUUCUGAUUUUUCUAUAACUUCAUCUGGGACAUCAUCAUAUGUGUCUUGCUCCUCGUCUUCAUCUUCUUAUUAUUAUAAAAAUAAAAAGAAAACGAAGUAUGAAAAAUCAAAGGAAAUAGAUUACAAGAACAUAUUAUUAGAGGAAGAAAAUGAAAAGAAGAAUAUAUUACCGACAUCUCUAGCAUUGCAAAAUUUAUUUUAUAAGUUACAUUCAUUGAAUGAGGCAGUUUCAUGUAAGGAAUUGAUAAGAUCCUUUGGUUGGGAUGCAAGUGAUGUGUUUACACAACAAGACACGCACGAAUUGUUAAAAUUGCUCCUAGAUAAAGUGGAGGAACAAAUGAAGGGUACUGUUGUGGAGGGUUCAGUAAAGAAAAUGUUCGAGGGUGAAGUAGAAACAUAUAUAGAAUGUUUGGAUAUUGAUUAUAAGAGUGUACGAAAGGAAAGUUAUGAAGAUAUACAGUUAGAUGUACAAGGAUGUAAUAACAUAUAUGAAUCUUUAGAUAAAGCAAUAGAAGCAGAAGUGUUAGAGGGAGAUAAUAUAUACGAAACAGAUGGAUUUGGAAAACAAAAAGCAAAAAAAGGUAUGCGCUUUUUAAGUUUUCCAAAUAUCUGUAUAUUUUUAUUAAAACGAUUUACAUUUGAUUUACAGAGAAUGGAAACAGUUAAAUUAAAUAAUCGUUUUGAAUUUUAUAAAGAGCUGGAUUUAUCAAAAUAUUGUGAAAGUGGUAGUCAGUAUGUCUUACAAGCUGUCUCAGUUCAUCAAGGGAAUAUGAAUAGUGGACAUUACUAUUCAUUUAGUUACAAACAUAAUGAAAAUUUUUGGCUCAAAUGUGAUGAUGAUAAAAUUUUUAGAGUUAGUGAAUAUUCAGUUAUUAAUGACAAUUUUGGUGGUUAUGAUAUCAAUACAGAUGAAGAAUUAUACGAUUUUGAUAUAUCAGAUAAGAUAAAACAAAGAAUGAAAAACUAUAGUGCAUACAUGCUUGUUUAUGUUAAAAAAUCGCUUAUUCCUAAACUGAUAAAAGAAUGUGAUCCAGCUAUUGUUAAUCCUCAAGUUGUUAAGAGAUGUAAAUUAGAAGAAAUUAUUAAUAAAAAAAGAUCCAAAUUAAAACAAGAAAUUUUACAGUAUGUUAAAAUAAGAGUUUUUGACAAAUACUGUUAUGUGUUCAAAUCUUUUAAUGAUUUACCUCCAAAUGGUAUUUCUUCCUUAUUCAAUAUUAAAUUUGAUAGAAGCAAAACUGUUGUUGAUGCUUUUUAUAAAAUUCUUAAGAUCAUCAAGAAAAUUUAUCUCAGAAAGAACAAGAAGUACAACUCUAGGAUACUUAAAAAAUCAAACAAAAAGCAGAAAACUUUGACACAGGAACAAGAAGGUGGUAACACACUUAAUCAAGCACCUAGUCAAAUGGAUACACACACCGCUACUCGGGGAACCCCUACAGAUUUCUGUAAUAAGGGAAAUAUUAGCAACAUUAACAGUAGAAGUGGCGUUAUCAACAGUAUCAGCAGCCACAACAAUAACAGUCCAUCCUUUAGGAGCACACUACAGCAGACGGAAAACUUCGCAAUCAUGAAUGUUUCCCCCACUUGUAAUAAUCUCAGUUUUCACGGAAAUAUAAAUGAUAAGGGGAUAGUUAAAAAGAAGAAUACCCCCAACGAACAAACGGACAUAACGUGUUCUGCCCAUUUCAAGGGUGAAGAUAUUGAUGAUGUAGAAAAUUUAAAAAAAAAGAAAAAAAUUUAUACUUACUCCAGCAGCAAUGAUAAUACUAGUAACUCCAAAGCGAAUAACAGAUCAAAUAACAUUUGUAUAAAUAUAUGUGAAAAGAAAGAACAGUCAGAGGACCAGAGUGAGGAGGACGUCAACGAUAAGAAGACACUGGGUAAAGGCAGUGAAAACAACAAUAGUAAUAGCUCUAAUAAUAACCUAGCUGUGAACAUAAAUGGUGCAUGCACAUAUCGCGAGGAUGGUAGUAGCUAUCGUAUUAAAGAGGAUACAUGUAGAAAUGUUAGAUGUGUGAAUAAGCAGGAUGAUUCAAAUUAUCAGAAGCAGUACGACCAUUAUGCAGUAAAAGAAGAGAAUAAAAUGGGUCUAUAUAGGUAUAAUAAUAACAAUAAUUUGAAAAUAUCACAGAAUAGGAUCAACAUAGAAAAUAAUAACUACAGUGAAUACAAUAGCUGCUCUUCUGUUGAUUCAUCAUCAACGAUUUCUUCAAUUCCAUCUUGCUGCACUAUUAACUCAGUAGAUAAUUAUAUUAAAUAUAUAACAAGAAAAAAAUUAAAAAAAGCGAAAAGAAAAUCUAGUACGAAUAAUUCACGAAUAAGAGAUUAUUCUUCAUCAAAUAAUAACUCAUCUUAUUAUUCAUCAUCAUCUUCGUCUAAUUCAGGAGAUGAUUCAUCCUCGUCGUCGUCCUCUUCUUCGUCAUCCUCAUCAUCGUACUGUUAUAUAAAAGAGAGAAAAUGUUUCUAUGUAUUGCUACCUACAAAUGAUGUGUACCGAUAUUUCCCUCUAGAUAUUAAGGCUAAUAGUAAACUAUAUUUAUAUGAAUUACUAAAAAAAGCUAACAAAGAAACAAAUGAUUUAUUUCCAACCAUAGACAUAUUAUACCUUCCACAUAAUAAAAAAACAGUCAUAUCUGCAAACACUAAUUCAAAAAGUAGUAAAAACGUGUUAUUUUUUUUUAAAUAUUUUGAUAUAUACUCAGAGGAAAGAAUUAUAGAUACGUCUUUAAUUUGUUUAGAUUUGAUUCUAUGUGAUGUGCAUCUUAAACCGAAACAGUUAGAAAUGAGAGUAAUAAAUAAAAUAUUACAAGCAAUGGAAAAAGGGUAUAUUACCAAGUAUAAUUAUGACUUGUUGAAAAAUUAUAUAAAGAAUGAAUAUUUUGAUAUAGAUGAUCCGUUAAAUUUUAAAAUUUUUAUUGAAUGUAAAAAUAAAUGUAGCUUAAUAAAAUCCAAAAAAAUUCUAGCACAUAAUAAAAUGGUUCCAGGGGAUAUUCUAAUUUUUAAUUUUUUAAGUAAUAUGAAUUUAGAAAAAAAAAAAAAUUUUAUUCUACGUUUAGGCACGAGGAAGGAAGACUCCUUUUUAACUGAAGAAAAUCAAACUUCCUAUGAUUUGUUUUUUAAUGCUGAUACGUUGAGCAAAAUUUUGUAUAAAAAAAUUAAGUUAAUAGAAAAGAUAUAUAACAACUGUUCUUUUAUUAUUAAUAAUAGAAAUGGGAUAUACUACAAAAUAAGCGGUGUUAACAGUACUACCAGCGCGAACGGCGUAAAUACCGCAGAUGUGAAUAGUUCAAUAGUGAAUCCCCCAGAUGGAAGCAAGCAUGUGAACAAUGACCUUUCGAAUACGGACGAAUUUAAGAAUACAUCCCUUUCCACUAACAUUCUAAACGAUAAUUACUUUGUAAAUAAUAAAAGUAUUAAUGAUACACAAAAAAACACAGCAGUAGAGGAUAUAUGCAGUCAGAAUUACUCAGUUCAAAAUAUGUUUCUUAACAGUAGUGAUAUACUGAAGAGUACGAAAAAUGAGGAAAAUUAUUUCAACAGCUCUUCUUGUGAACGCGUGUCUAAGGAAAAGGAAAAUGCUGACAACUGUAACGGAAUCAGUAGCAACAGCAAUAAUAAUGGGGGUAUCGAUGGUAGUAGUAGCAAUAAUGUCUAUAUGGACAGUAGUAAUAGCAAAAAUAAUGGUUAUAAUGGAUCAGGGGAUAUACGAAGCAGCGCCUGUACUCGAGCAAACAGAAGUAACAACAUGAAUGGGUGCAAUGACCCGCAUACCUUAAGCAAUACGGAAGAACAAAAUUACAAGAAUUUAAGUUAUUUAUCGAAUGUUGAAAAUGUAUUAUUAAAGAUUAGUAAAAACAAUUGCAGUGAACAAAAUAGACAUAAUAAAAAUAGCACAACUGUACCUUUAUCCAAUGAGUACUGUGAAAAAACGGGUGAUUCGUAUAUGCAGGAAAACAAUUUCAAUAAUGAUAAUAUAAAUUGUAAUAUUCUAAAUAUGAAUAAAGAGAAUUUAAACAGUCAAGAAGUAAUGAAUCUAUAUUUAUACCUAAAAAGGCAUAGCUCGGAUUAUCAAAAAAAUGGUAUGACAUAUGAAUAUAGCUUAUUAAGUAAAGACUCAUUAAGAGAUGUAAAAGAGCAUGCUAUUAAUAAUAAGAGACGAAUAAUGAAAAAGAAAAAGAGGAGUGCUAAUAAUAUAUUUAAUAAUGAUUGUAUGAAUAUAUGUAGGGACUAUCAGUACCCUUUUUAUUCCCCUGCUACGUCUGAUUUAUCGACAGAUGAUGAAAAUAGGACAGUGCAACGAAGAAAUGAAAAGGAAAAGAAAAAGAAGAAAAGAAGGAAGAAAAAAAAAAAAUAUAAUAACUGUGGGGAUAAUGUAAAACUUACAAAUGUAGUAAAUACGAAAAAUAUAUCUAGUGAUAUGAAUGUUCAUAUAAGUAAAGCAAAUGAAAUGAAUGAUAAUAAUGAAAACCAAAUUAAUUUGUUUAAUUGUAGUUACAAUUCAGAAAAUAUAAAUGAUUUAAAUAGUAGGAAAAAUAUGUUUAAUGAAAAAUCAUCAGAACUUGGAAAUAUGUGUACACUUAAUAACCAACAUAUUUCGUGUAUUAAUUUAAAUUCAUCCAACGAAAAUAAUAUAUCGAACGAUCUGAUAGAAAAAAAUUACUCAGAUAUAUCUUUUUGUUCCUCAGCGAAUUCUGAACUAACGUACACAUCAGAAAGCACAGAUUAUUACUUGUAUAAUGCGGAAGAAUCAUUAGAAUCGGUAUAUGCUAACGAAAUAUAUGAUCAUAAAAAGAAAAAGAAAAAAAAAAAGAAGAAAAAAAAAAAAAAAAAAAACGCAGUUUUACCUGAACAAAACAAGGAAAAUGAAUUUACGAAUCCUAAUGUAUUAAUGCAUGCUCAUCACGAGUAUAAGAAAAAUAUAGUUAAUUUAAACUCUGAAGAUGAGGAAGAAGCAUAUCCUGGUAUGUUACUUGUAAAGGAUAAGCAUGCAGUAGAUAUGUAUUCACGUGUAAACGAUUUCGAAGGAGUACAAAUGAAUACCACAGUGAAAUUAGGAAUAAAUCGAAAUAACGUUAAUAGUAACAAUGAUAGCAAUAAUAAUUAUGAGAGCAACAACUGUACGUAUCUACCACAACCAGCUGUAGAUAAUAAUAAAAAAGGAAAUCUUGUUAAAUUAGAAAAGGAUUCUAUAAAUAAUAAACCACCAUUAUUAUAUAUGCAUGAUGAAAAGGGAUCCCAUGAAAAUGGAGAAGGAGAUGAUGACAUUAUUUUAAAAAAUAAUUACAUGGGUACUAUUGAUGUAUCAGGAAAUAAAUUAAAUAAUCAAACUAGAGAAAUGAAACAGACACAUAUGGAAGAGAUAAAUGCGAAUAGUGUUGCUCAUAAUGCAUGUUUAAAUUCUUCUAUUAGUAAAAUGUACGUCGAUGUUGAUAGAAUAAGUGAUAGUGUUUAUUCCUAUCAUAAAAUUAAAGACAUCAUAAAUAGUGGUAAUAACAAUAAUGCUAAUGAUAAUAGUAACAACAACAAUAGUAAUAACAAUAAUAAUUGUAAUGAUUAUAGUAAUGGUAAUAAUAGACCAAACAAUGUCUUGGAUAGUGUCAACCGUGAUACUAUGAACAAUAGUGCUGGAAUUGAAAAUACAGAGAAUGUGAACACCGUUAUUAACUGCACGGUCAACAGUAGUAAUAAUAACGCAAGUAACGAAGCUAACAGCGUUAGACAGAUGAAUCCAUUAAGAAUAGUAAUAAAUGAGAAAAGUAAUGAUCUAGCAAAUAGUACUCCAGCGAAUAAUGCGCCAACGAAUAAUGCGCCAACGAAUAAUGCUCCAACGAAUAGUAAUAAUUUGAACAAUACGAAUGAUAUCGAUUCAUAUAUGCAGGAUUAUGGCAGUAACGAUGUAAACAAUGACAAUAUUAACAGCAGCAACACGUUGUUGAAUAUUUUAUCAAAUCAAAUAAACAAGAAGAAAAAAAAGAAUCAAAAGUUGAAAAUUAUUAAAAAGUGCGGGGGUUUACCAGAAAAGGAAGAACCUAUUUUACCUUUUUAUGUCAUAUGUGACUAUUUAGAUUUUGUUGAAAGAAAAAUUUAUGUAAAUAGAUUUCGAUUUAAGUUAUAUGACCCUAUUUAUCAAUUAGGAAAAUAUAGGAACUGUGCAGGUGUUAUACUGAAAAAAGAUUUGAAAAAAAGUUGUUUAAAUUAUAUUGAUUCUAAUUUUCUUUUUUUAAAAAAAGAAUUAUAUAAAAUUGAUUUAAACAUAGAUAUUCGAUGUCCAACAAAACAAAUAUUUAAACAUGUAUGUUAUAAAAUGAAUGUAGAUCCUACACAUAUAUUAAUUUUUCCAUAUCCCCCAUUAAAUAGCCCAGUCAAUUUUACUCCAUAUAAUAUUGAUUCUUUUACUUGUAACUUGGACCCAGAAUAUGAUAAUUAUCAAAAAAAUAAUAGUAAUAAUAAUAAUAAUUCGUCUUACGGUCAAACGCCCUUCGAAUCAUUAAUAAAACAACAUGCUAUGGCCUUAGAACAUAAUUCUUUAACAGAACAAAAAACUUUUUGUUUGUCCUUAUUGCCAUUUCAUUAUAAAUAUUUUACUAGAUUAUAUCCAGCAGAAUCCCCUAAAUAUUUUCAUUAUAUAGUUCAUUUAUUCAAUUCUCAUGUUCAGUCUGUAGCUGCUUAUAGUGGUCAUAUCAAAUUUAAAAAAAAUGUAGAUAACGAAAUUAAAUACGGUAAUUAUUAUAAUAAUAGAAGUGAUGAGUCAAAUAGUGAUUACUCAUUGUCCAAUUCAGAUAAUUCAAGUAGUACUAUUGUCAAUAAUGAAUAUAUUUCAAAUAACUAUACAACUGUACAAGAUCUUAUUGAUAAAAUAAAAUUAGAAAUCAAUCCUUAUUUAAAAAAAAGAGGAAUAGAUAUAAAACAAAAAUUUAGAUUAUUAUUUACAUUUGGACCAAAAAUUAAAUACUUAAAUAAUGAUGAACAGUUAAUACAAAUGGAUUUCGUAAAAACAAAUCAUAUCAAGAAUGUUUAUGUUACCCCCUUAAGAAUGGAACCCGACUUCACCGAUGAGCAAAAGUAUAUGAUAGAAAUGGACCAACUAAAGAUAAUUCACGUUUUUAAUCAAACUCCAUCCAAAGAAGUUUUUGGUUAUAGCUUUGACGUUCUCGUAGAACCGAAUGACAAUAUGUUAGAUAUUAAAAAUAAAAUAAGAAAAAGAACCUUACUACCGAAAUAUAUUUUUGAUAAAAUCACCUUCUUUGAAUUUGAAAAUGGCCAAAGAAUAUGGAGGUCAAAUGAUGAUACCAUCAAUUGGAAGAACAAGCGGUUCGCAAUUAUCAUAGGAGAGCACCACGCCUCGUCUCAGUCUAAACCACAAAUGGGAAUGAAAAUAGCCUAA